Messenger RNA from Penaeus indicus, 912 nucleotides. RefSeq lists its product as uncharacterized. The transcript is spliced from 6 exons. The record is from RefSeq and is a predicted model, not a curated record. Lineage: Eukaryota; Metazoa; Arthropoda; Malacostraca; Decapoda; Penaeidae. Bases 1 to 912 code for a protein of 303 amino acids.
AUGGAGAACCGAACGACGAGACAGGAGGUGAUCACAGCACUGAAGAUGAUGAAUGGUAAAUCGACAAGGCCAGAUGGAAUACCGGUUGAAUUGCUGGAGAGGAUCCUAGAUAGCAGACUAAGACAGGUAGUCCACAUCGGAAGGCAUCAACUUGGAUUUAUGAAGGGAGUUGGAACGGUUGACGGCAUCUUCUCGCUCAGGCAAACUAUGGAGAAACAUCAUGAAAAGCAAAAGGUGCUGCAUAUGGCUUUCAUUGACUUAGAGAAAGCAUAUGACAGUGUACCACGCCAAGAAGUCGGCUUACAUCAGGGGUCGGCACUAAGUCCACUACUAUUCAACAUAGUAUUUGAUGUCAUCAAUGAAAAUGUGCGUGAAGAUCCGCCUUGGUGUAUACUCUACGCUAAUUACAUUGUCUUGGUGGCCGAGAGUAGAAGAACACUAGAGAGGAAACUAGAAGAAUGGAGAGUUGCGUUGGAAAGUAGAGGAAUGAGGAUUAGUAAAUCCAAAACGGAAUACUUUACGACGGAUACGAGUGACGACCAGCAAGCUACAAUUAAGUUGAAUGGUAUAGAAUUGAAGAGAGUAAAAAGCUUUAGAUCAGUGGUAGAUGAGACAGUAGGAAUGGAGAGGAAAGUGAACUUUAGAAUCCAGUGUGGUUGGAACAAUUGGAAGAAAGUCUCUGGCGUGAUAUGUGACAAGAGAGUACCAGUGAGACUGAAAGGUUCAUAUGAAGACUAUUACCAGGCUAUUCCAAAACUGUCAGCUUACUUUUGGCCAUCCAUGUCUUAUCAGUCUUUGCAGUGUGCCUCAGACCAUGAUACCAUCAUCACCACGCCCAACUCUGGGAUUCAGGCAUUCGGGAAGCUCCUUUGUGAAGAACAGCUUUCACACUGUCUUCCAUACUCCGUCUAG